AUGCAAGAGUCCGAGGGUUCUGAAUGGCAACGCGAGCCGUUACCAGAUUUCUUGAGAAGUCCGGGGCUACAAAAUUUUAUCAAGGAAGUUUACAAGGGCAAAAAGGCCAAGCCAUAUCCCCAAGACUUUGGCCUCCAUAAUUUUGAGUUGGAUCUCGGCGAUGCAGCUUAUGAUUACGCUGUAUCGGAUGGACCUGUUAAGCAAACAUGGGGAGAUUUGAGUCAAUGGUUCAAUGCAGAGCGUGGCUACGACGGUACCUCACCAAAAGUAGCUCCCCCGAAAGAAUCCGACGAGCUUGACAUACAGCCGAAAUACAAUGAUUUGUUUUGGGAUAAUCACAGCAUUGACUCGAUUUCAAAACAAAUCGCAAGUCAUGCGCGGGACGAAACUUCAGACCCUCCCAUCGAUUAUUAUCAUAAACCAAAGCCUUUCUUGCGUGGCUUGAUUGAUUUCCAAAAUAUCUUUGGCCACAAGGCUACCGAAGCCCCUCUCUCUGGGUAUAGUAAGCAAAAUCUGCGCGAGGAUUUGAUUGCUGCGUCCUUAUUUCAUCAUAUUGCGACAACGAUUUUGAAGAAUCCUUUCUUCUUCUUGGAUGAUGUAAAAAACUUGAAUGGGUCAGUCGACGGCCCGCAUAAUCCUGUCGACAAAUUAUAUCAUGAUCUCCUCCAGCAUGAAUCUCUACAAAACCAGCAUGUCGCCAAAUCCUUCCGGGCGCAUACCCUUAGGUUACUUAGGCCUCAAGAGGAGUAUAGCUAUAGUAAGAGCAUCGCAGCCAUAACAAAUGGCAAGAUUCGGAGAGUAGCACAAGCUCGAGCAAGACAAUGGUUGAGAAGCGAAGCACAGGAUCUUUGGCUGCCGACCAUCGACAAAAUCGACGAACAUGAAGUUGAGAUUCUUUACGAAAGAGCUGCGGAAUUAGCAGUUGAGGUUGCUUCCAUGACAUGGACGGAUACUCAAAUAGAAACCUUGAAAGAUUAUACGCCUUUGCCACAUCCUACUAUUCCUUGCCUCCCUUUAUCAUUCUGGAAACAUUACAAAGCCGACCCAGCUUUGCAUCAUAUCUCAGACAUGUCGAGGUAUCUUUUCGGAGACAUUCCUGUGCCACCACAAGACCUAAAAGUUCUAAAUGAGCUCGAAAAGCAGGUUAAAUUGGUCAGAUGUAGACUUGUCAUAUAUGUGCACAUUGAACAUCCUUCAAAUCUAGAAGCAAAGCACCCGUAUCUUGAGGUCGAAGGGUACCCGUUCCCAGACCCGGUCCGGGUUAAAGACUGUCCAGAACAGAUAUAUCUGGAGUUACCAGAAUUGGAAAAGCAAGAGCCUGAUCCCCGGAAGCUAGAAAGAGUCUACAGCGAUGAAGACUUGGCCAGACUGCCUCCGAGACUGCGCGGCAUGUUCGGAGACAAGCUCACUUGGCGAAAAGUGUGGAAGUUUUACAAAUGGCUCUUUGAUUCCGCUCUCUAUUAUAUUCCGUUUUACGCGGUGGCGUUGGGAAUUCCUUUUAUACUUGCAUGGGGCUUUUACAAACUUCUCUCCCUUGGAGCUGAUGAAGAGGUAGAUUUGUGGUUUUUGCCUAAUAUUCGGAAUCUAUUUUACUCUUGGCGAGAUGCAUUGUCCUCAUACUUCUUCGGAAUCCUUGGCUGGCUGGGGAUUUUAAAAUUGUAUGAUCUAGCGAUGACUAUUCUCCAUAACAUUUUUACUCCAUGGCUUGGAACCUUUGCUCACGGGAGGGAAUUAGCCCUUCAUUCCGUCACAGCUUGGAGAGAACAUAUGUCUGGCUUGUAUGAUGCCACCGCGGAAUAUGUCGUUUCCACAAGAAUAUGGAAUCUCCUCCCUGAUGAAUGGGGAUUGCUAAUUGGCUUCCUUUGUUUUUUUAUUCCGUCUGCCAUCUUAUAUCAUCUGGCCGGCAGGGGUUUUGCAGGAGCGCCAGGCCCAGCCCCACUGUACAUACGUCCACUCAUAAUUGUUAUCUUAAUCUACCAGUCGUUAUGGUUUGAUUCUGUACGAGGCGCGCUUACAGAUUUUACUGGCUACUUAUCAGAUGUACCGAAAAUUGUGAUAGGUAUGUUCGAGGGUUUAUUGAAUCUCCCAGAAACCUUCAACUGGAUGUUAGAAUGGAUUUCUGGAAUUGGUGGCGAUACGAGCGUCACUAUUAUACCAGAACUCGACCCAAGUCAGCCUGGGGUUUCGAUAAAACCAGAGCCAGAGCCAGGAACACAUGAUGAUGUUCCACAGCCUUUCCAAUUAACCCCAAAAAUGGAAGAGGAGCUUUCGCGAACAACACUUGGAGGGUUAUUAACAGGUUCAAAACUUGGGAAUGCAAUACGAAUAUCGAAUCUUUCAAAAGAACAAGAAUUAUCGAGUAUCGCUGAAAUGCUAGAGCAGUCGCAACUUAGCGAAACAUUAGAAGAUUUUGGAUUUGGGCAAUCGCUCGUAGGAAGAGAACCCACCGGGCAAUCUUUGAAAGGGUCUUUGCUUGGAUACAUAUUAACAGGAUCUGAUACUGAAAAGAGGCUAGUAACUGCACAGCUAGGAGCAACAUUGGCAAAAUCGGAGUUUGCAGAACAGUUUGUAGGAUCUGAAAUGGCGAAAACGUUAACACAAUCUGAACUCGCAGAACGAAUAACCGAAGCCUUGAACACAGACCUGGGCUUGGGAAUACUAGACUCGGGCUUGAAGGGGCAUGCGAAGAAAAUGACGUCUGUACCAAUGCUUGCAAAAGUAAUAUCAGGACUCAAUCUGGCAGAAACGCUAGAAGGGUCAUUGCUUGGGAAGAUAUUAACGGGAUCAACUUCGGGACCUAUUCUUCCAGUAGAAGCUCUUACUGCGUGGGAGGGACUCGCACCACCAGAACCAUAUAUUCCUGGAACACUUGUUAUAGGGGUAGAACCUGCUUCGACGAUUGUCACGAAGAUAACGACCAUAGUCAUGAAGCCAAUAACGAUGUUACUCAGCCCCUUUCAAUUGAUAGUAACGAAAAUAGUGUCAGUACUAAUGAAAGCACCAAUGAUAGAAUCUCUUCUACCGACGUUGACGACAGUAGCGAACACAGCUCUGAAACCAUUGGCUCCGGUGAUAGGUUUCUUGGGCGGUUUAUCCUCUACCACCGAGCAAUCAUCUGACCAAAAGCCGGGAUUUACCCCAGAAACUGGAGCACCAAUAUCGGGUUCUGUUCUUCCAAUAAUAGCGAAAGCGUUCACUAUAAUUUUGAAGCCAAUUGCAUCAUUAGUGGCCAAGUUCUCCGGUUCAUCCUUUACUGAUUUGCCUGACUCAUACCUAAAGAUAUCUUUCGAUCCAGCUAAGGUGUCAUCCGUCAUCACUUCGCUAAUACUUCCCGUGCUUGGCGUGGGUUUCUACAUAGUUGUACGGCGCUACAUAGCAGCCUGGACCCAGGGAAAUCUCGAAGAACCCGUACCCCCCCAAAGAAACAGAAUACGUGAUCUAUUCACCUAUGUCUUUCAUAAACUUCGCUCAGCUUAUCGCUUGUUCCGUCGAUUUCUCGGUGUAUUGGCUCAUCUAUCCAAAUAUGUUUUCCGUCCAUUUAGGUUUCUCCUUUGGCCAUUUAUAUUGCUUCGCAUGUUAAUUGUCUAUGUUCUUCGCCCACUUAGACCGUUGGGCUACCCAUUCGUUUAUGUUUAUUGUCAGAUUACCAGAUUCGGUGGUUAUAUCUGGCGAUCAAUAGUUGAUCGAAUACCAUCAGGACGCUAUCUACUCAUCCAAUUUCUGACUCUAAUCGUGUUUACAUUACAUCUCAUGAUGCCUAUACUUUUAUAUGCUUAUUGGCUGUUCGAGCAAUACCAAGAUUACCGUCACCCAAGGCCUCAACUGCGCCAAUUACCAUUCGUCAACAGAAUAAUCGGUUUUUUUAUGCGCGUAUACGAAAUAGUUCUCCAACUAUUCGCAGACACAAGACAGAAAUUAGCUGAUUUGUACAAUUUUUUACACUUGAAUGCCUUUGCUCCCCUCCGAGGGAUAAUCGAUGCAACAACAUUCUUAUACAGACAAAUUUUUCGCACCUGGAACAUAUUUUCCCGCACUUUAAAAUUGGUUUUUUAUUCGACGGCUUUCUUGAUCUAUGUAUUGUUUGGAUGGGAGACAGAAGCCUUUUUUGACCCCGGACAAAAUCCAGAAAUUCUUUUGGCUCUCCGAGCUAUCCGCUCUUAUCUUUGGAAGACCCCUUUCGCUCGAGUUAUAGUUCCUCUUCGUGGAGAUGAUUUGGCCGAUCAUCGUUUCCCUGGGUUUGCCCAGCGUCGUCAUCGCUCUCUCCCUCAUCCACAGUGGUUUCCCUAUUUCCACUUGCUGAUUGGGGCAUCUAUCGGCAUUUUCGCAUACCUUACCGCAGGUGAUCACCCUAGUGGCCGUGAUUUUCUUCAUCGUACCAGUGACUUGAACUCGACCUUGGAAGAAAUAUUAAAAAAUUGA
Botrytis sinoallii is the source of this 4419-nucleotide messenger RNA. RefSeq lists its product as uncharacterized. The coding region runs from base 1 to 4419 and encodes 1472 amino acids. Lineage: Eukaryota; Fungi; Ascomycota; Leotiomycetes; Helotiales; Sclerotiniaceae. The transcript is spliced from 3 exons. The record is from RefSeq and is a predicted model, not a curated record.